UACUUUUAAAUAUUUCAUGCCUCAUUUCCAUAUCUUAACAUAAACUUUCAGAUAAACUCUAAAACAAAACAAAAAAUCACUGCCUCUUUGUAAAUAAGAAAAUUGCUCAAAUUUGAUGGUGCUAUUUAAUAGUUAAAAUAUUUUUUUCUUGUUUAUUUGUGGUGUCUCCCCAUAUAUGAUGAAAUGUGCUUCCUGGUGUCGUCAUCACUAACGCCCCUCAGAGAAGGCCUCUGAUUGGUCCGCGCCGCAGCCCCUUCCCCCUCAUCUUCUUCUCUCAAACAAACAAUUGAGCAACGGUUCACGUUUCUUAUCGGUUACCGGGAGUCUCCACCGAAAACAGCGCAAUUUAGCCGGGUCAAAGUGACGUCUGUUGGCUCCGGACAAACGGCUGUUUUCUCUCCAAUGUGUGCCGAGUGAAAGCCUGCCCUCUUCCCCGCCCACAGGCCAACGGCAGGAGGGCAGAGUCGGAGGACGGUACAUUGUUUUGAACGCGCUAGCUAACUUUUUGCGGAGUUUUUUUUUUUUCAGAAGCUAACCGUUAGCAUCAAACGCGCUAUUAAAAGCCGACUUAGCGCUUUCUGUAGCUUAGUUUAGCUUCGCUCCAGGCAAAAUGGUGACUUUCUCGACGGCGGUCAGACCCCUCAUCUCCCACCUCCAGCGGCAGCUCGUCAGACACGGCAGGAGUCACCGGAUAACGCCCGUCAGAAGAUGCAACCUGACGGCUUGUUCCAGCAAAUAUGUGCUGUCUCAGAUGCAUCCCAUGUGGCAGGGACCCCUCGCGGUACCAGGAGGCGAUCGACAGUCUCCCAUAGACAUCGUCGUGAGAAAGAGCGUCUUCGAUUCGAAGCUGAAGCCGCUGGAGACGGAGUACGACCCGCAGACGUGUCAGCAGAUCUGGAACAACGGUUAUUCCUUUCUGGUCGAGUACGACGACACCACAGACAAGUCCACGCUGAAAGGGGGCCCCCUGCAAGACAAGUUCAGGCUGUGUCAGUUCCACUUCCACUGGGGGGAGAGCAACUCCUGGGGGUCCGAGCACACCGUGGACAGGAGGCUGUUCCCUGCAGAGCUCCACUUGGUUCACUGGAACUCUGAUAAGUACAGCCUGUUUGAGGAGGCAGUGAUGGAAGACAACGGACUGGCUGUUAUUGGAGUUUUCCUCAAGGUGGGAAAGAGACACGAGGGGCUGCAGAAGCUGGUGGACGCUCUGCCUGCUAUCAGACACAAGGGCAGUGUGGUGGAUUUUACCCGGUUUGAUCCUGGAUGUCUGCUACCCACCAACACCGACGACUACUGGACGUAUCACGGCUCUCUGACUACACCUCCUUUAACCGAAUCCGUCACCUGGAUCGUCAUGAAGCAGCACAUCGAAGUCAGCCACGACCAGCUGGCGGUGUUCCGGAGCCUCCUGUUCACGUCGGCCGAGGAGGAAGUCCAGAAGAGCAUGGUGAACAACUUCCGGGUGCAGCAGCCUCUCCGGGGUCGAACCGUCCGCUCGUCCUUCACGCCCUUCCUGCAGGAGGCGCCGCCCACCGAGGGCCACUGAUGACCUCGGCUCAGUAACACACUGUCCACCGCUCACCUCCACGACACUUCAACACCACCUGAAGCAAAAAGAGCGUAUUUAAGAGUGCGACACAGCUCACUCCGAGGAGCUUCAGUCGUACUUAUCGCUGGUUUUCUAUCAUGAAUGUUUUUAUUUAGGUUUUACAAACGGUUUUACACAGCAGGGGCAUGCAGUUUCUGAUCGGUUGAGUUUCAUUUUUCAUAUUUUGGUUUGAUUGUUGCAGACCAACAGCCAAUAAGGGACGGUUGAUGGAUAAAAACGCAGACGUAUGUGGUUUAAAGUCCGCACAGGUGGCUCAAAGAGUCCGACAGCAGCAUGUGAGCCGUAAAUUUAUCUUCUGCUUCUCCAGGCUGAUUACUGAUCAGCUAAGCUAGGCUAGUUAGCAUUUAGCAGCUAGCUUUGUCUGCUGCUGUGCUUCAGUCGGCUCCGAUUUCAGAUUCUGUCUAAUUUAUGCGAAUGAACUCUUCAGAAUGAAGUGGCUGAAUUAGCUGUAGCUAAGCUAACAGCUAGUGCGGGUGCUACAUAGUGCCAUUUUACUGCUGUUGAGACAUUUUCCGCAGUAUGUUUGUUUAUUUGAAGGUUUUUGUGCAAUUUUGAUCUGCCUGUGAGCACUUCAAACCACAUAUUCCUGUAAAAUAAUCAAACCAGUCCCUGUUGAUUCUCAUUUUUCAUAUUUUGGUUUGAUUGUUGCAGACCAAUAACCAAUAAGGGACGGCCGCUUUUGGGGGAAAACAUGCAGUUUUACCGCUUUUAUGAACAUAAAUCCUAUUUAUUGUGCAUUUUGCAGCUCGUUCGGUUAGCGUACGCGGGUUAGUGGCUGCAGUGGAGCUCAAUCUCCUCACGCUGACAUUUUUAUCCAUAAAAGGAAGCUGAAGCUGCUCUGGGUUUACAGGAGAUUUAACCCGCCGUCUGGGGGGAGCGUCUCUCCUCUGAAAUACAGAUGAAAUCCCAAAUCAUCAGUGGCUUCUCACCACAGUGUCACUUUUAUACAUUCUGUACGAUCAGGUGCUGAUUUAUUGCUGAUUAUUUUUAAUCAUCUGCAUUAUAAAGAUCAAUAGAAUGUGUUUUUUUUUUCAUCUGUUAUAAAGAGAUUAAGCUGUAAAUGGUACAUCUGACAUUCAGACGCCUUUUUGUUUGGUUUCUUUUUAAACUCCCACAUGCAGCCUUUUGUUACUAAAAUGCACAGGUUACUAAAACACAUCGAUGUGUUGUGAUUGAAACGAGCAGUUCCCUUCAAACGACCACAGUGCCUUAAAUGUUUCAUCUCAGCAUCUCAGAGCUCGUAGAUUAUCUUCCUUCAGGAUGACGUUGGAUAUCGUAUCGUCUAAAUGUCUUUCACUCAGACUGCAGGAGUUUCAGGACGGUUUAUCCACUUUCACCCUCAAAGCACUCAGCUGUAAAUGGCUUCUGUCUUUAGGAAUCAGUUUCCUUCCUGAAAUGUGAUGUUGUCUGCAUCACAGUUUCAUCUUAAGGAGUUUAAAUUGCCUUUUUAAUCAUAGGGAUGCUGUAUUGAUUGACCGAUGUGGGUUUUUUAAAGGCUGAUACCAAUUACUGAUGCUCAAGAGUUGAAGAUGUGCAGUAAAUGUAACUUUUUAGCAGCAGAUAACCUGUCAUUUAUAACUGGAGUUCUUCAUUACUAAGAGGGAUUAGAACUGAAGAUGUAAAAUGGAGAUCGAUCGGUUUGUUUCCUGAAGUUCAUCAUCUCCUGUUCUUCUCUAGUUUCUUUAUAUUUCACUGUUUUAUCACUUUUAUUGCUCACUAAGGUUCUCAGAGUUGUUUCUGACUGGAUUAAAUGUGGGUCAGAGUGAUGCUCUGCAGGUUGUUCUGGUGUUCAGGUACGAUUAUCACUCCACCACUGAGCUGAGCAAAGCUGAACAUGUUAACCUUUUGAUCAGAUAUUAGAACUAAGGUAAAGGUGACAUCUCCACCACCCUUUUGCUCAUUCAGACACGUUUUGUUUUUUUACUUAUCGCUAGAGAAGGUUGUCUUGAAUUUCUGAGAUGACUUCAGGCAGGAGUGUCAAACUCAUUUUAGUUCAAGUUCACUCCAGUUUGACCUCAGGUGGACGAUACCAGUAAAAUCACAGCAUAAUAACCUAUAAAUAACUCCAAAUGUUUCCUUUGUUUUAGUGCGAAAAAGCAAGUUCUAGAAAUGUUCACAUUUAAGGAAUUAUCUUUUUACAAAACAUCAUGAAAAACCUGAAAAUUCUUCAGAAAAAUAAGUUCCGUUUCAACAACGUUCAGCCUCAGUUUAUCAUUUACACGUUAAAACUUACAGAUCAGAGUGUCUAUAAAGACGCAAAGCAUUUAGUCAACUGGAACUGAACUUAUGGUCAAAAACGACCAAAAAAAGACGAUUAUUUUAAAUUUAUAUUUUUACUAAUUAACAUUUUCCAGUUAAUGUCUUCUCUGUAAUGUUUACAAAGUCGUCUCGUGGACCAGAUGUUUGACACCCUGACUUCAGGUGACAUUUUUUCUCAAAUUGCAUGUUUAAGGUCAGACAGAAGAAGUUUCUCUCGAUGAAGCAACCAGUUAUAAAACUCCUGCAGUCUGAGCCAGCGUGAUUUCAGCAGAAGAAUCCAGUAAGCGCUGCCAGGACUGACGUCUGCAGAGUAAAUGUCAGAGAGCCGCUGCCUUCAGUCCGUCGUCUGCUUUAGCUCUCUCACUCCAUGUGUUUAACAGAAGAUUAAUCAAACUAACGCCGUCACAUUUUACUGUUAGUAGGGUUUAGAAGUAUAUAUUCUAAUGCAGAUUCUGUAAACGCACAAACGGUUUUCAAAGUGACCCGCGGGACCAACUGACCACAACAGCCUCAGAAUCACCGCCUCCAUCAGAGCUUUAACGCCUGUUGUUCUCUCUGACAUCUGCAGUAAAUUAAGCAGCUCUGUGGUGCUUUUUUUUCCCCUCUUAAUUGGGAAGGAGCUCGUGCAAUGUUGAAUCAUGUAAAGAAAUCUGGAAGUGUGACGCUCUGGAUGAAUGUGCAGGAAAGUUAAAAAGACAGAAGAGAUUUUGAGGUGUUUAACCCUCGUGUCGUCCUGCGGGUCAAAACGACCCGUUUUAAAGUUUGAAAAUGUGAAAAAAUAGAUAUUUUCACAGUGAAAUUUCUGAUGUCCAUAUUUUUUGCAUUGUUGGGAAAUCUUUUGGUGGAAAAAAAUAAAUGUUCAAAGUGUUUCUUUAAGAACAUUCACAUAAAAAUCAACCAAAAUCCAGCGAAUUUCGCUGGAUUUUGGUUGAUUUUUAUGUGAAUGUUCUUAAAGAAAAUAUCAGAAGUUUUACUGAUAUAUAUUUAAUCACUUUAGAUAUUUUUAGGAUUUUUUUGGAAGAUUUUUACUAUUUUUUUUUAAAUAUUUGCACAAAUUUUCUUGCCAAAUUUGGGGGAAUUUGUUUAAAAUAAAACUUUUAAGGAAUUAUUGGAAUUUUCUUCCUAAAAGUUUUGCAAAUUUGGGUAAUUUUUUGCUGAAUUUUUGGAUUUUUUUCAGACAGGACAGUGUUUUUUGGUGCCUGUAAACGAGGACAACAGGAGGGUUAAAGGUUGAGUCGAGGUCACGGUUGUCUCUCGGAUUCUCCUCCAACAAUGAAUGUGUUCCUCCGACGCUCAGACCAGACCCCCUGAGGUGGAAGCGGCUCUGAAAGAACCCAAACGUAGAGAAAAGAGGCGACGCUUUGUGAUGUGAGCGACGGUGACUAGCGGUGAAGGCUCACAGUAACACCAGAGGAGGAGAUUCUUUGAAAAGUGCUUUUUUUUUUCUGUGUAUCAAACCCACAUGGAGACAAGGGACCUGCUGCUGCCUUCAUCUUAUUCAUGUGUUUAAAUCAUGCACCAUCAUCUGCCUUCAUUUUUAUGCCUUUUUUUAAAAGAAUGAUGCCGUUAAUGUCGUAAAGUGUGAUGCAAAUGUUAAAUCUGUUGAAAAUGAUUGUCUGGGCUGCCUUUGGGAAUCGGUUUAGUUCCAAAUCAAGAUGUUUUCUGCAUCACCGUUACACCUCAAGGACUUUUAGAUCUUCUUUUUCCGUCUUCUCAUGUCAUUUUGUGCGUCUUUUCCGGCCUCCUGUCUCUGUUUGGGAUGUUUUAGCAGGUGUAGGUGUAGGUUGUGUUUCUGUACUCUGUACGCAGUGUAUAUUUUAGCUGUUUGUUUGUCCAGUGUGCUGCCCACAUUCCUGCCCCGUGGGGCCACACUGAGGCUCCUCUGCCUUCCCAGUGUGCCUCUCUCCACCUGGUCCAGGAAGGCGUCGCCCCUGCAGACCCUCCUGUUUCUGAUGUAAAUAUGAUUUUAAAGAAACUGACAUAUGUAUAUCAAUAAAGUAAAUGUGAUGUAAAGACGA
Messenger RNA from Acanthochromis polyacanthus (spiny chromis), 5886 nucleotides. It is a transcript of the gene ca5a, whose product is annotated as carbonic anhydrase Va. Gene Ontology annotation, molecular function: carbonate dehydratase activity; zinc ion binding. Lineage: Eukaryota; Metazoa; Chordata; Actinopteri; Pomacentridae. The record is from RefSeq and is a predicted model, not a curated record. The transcript is spliced from 7 exons. The coding region runs from base 611 to 1546 and encodes 311 amino acids. Gene Ontology annotation, cellular component: cytoplasm; mitochondrion.